GCCGUGCUUCAGUACCAGCAGCGUAACUGUUUUUCCCCGCGAGCCCGUGGUGAUCUAAGAUGAAGGCUGUUCCUCCGGUCGGCCCCCAGGACUCCUCCUCCUCCUCCUCCUCCUCCUCCUCCUCUUCCUCCAGCGGCAGCCAGCUCUCCCUGCACUAUCUGUCGAAGCAGAGCCUCAACAUCGCCCGGUGCAGGAUGGAGGAGGAGGACCUGUUCUGCCUGCAGUACGACAUGAACGACUGCUACAGCCGGCUGAAGCGCCUCGUGCCCACCAUCCCGCAGGACAAGAAAGUCAGCAAAGUGGAGAUCCUGCAGCAUGUCAUAGACUACAUCCUGGACCUGCAGCUGGCCCUGGAGACGCACCCUUCCCUCCACAAGCAGAGCCAGCGGAGCGGGACCUGUCCCCCCCCUCCCGCAGCCUCCACCCCCGGCAGGACGCCGCUGACGGUGCUCAACGUCGACCACCACCAGAGAACGUCAAUAGUCAAAAAGCCGGAGGACUCUAUUUUAUGCCGCUGAGACAAAAGCGCUGCAUUGGUGUGCAGGGCCGCUCAGAGCCGCUCCAAAGCCAGCAAAGCUUCGCCAGGGACUCUCGCCCAACUGGAGGCACAAUCACACGGGGAUUUCAAAAACCGCCGGGAGGAAUUAAACCCAAAUAAAAAUCACCAUUCAUGUCAACUAUUUUUUAUUUUUUUUUUCCUUCCUCUUCGCGGGGUCGGGCUGGUCGACAGAGACUCCCGGCAGACAUCUCCUCUCCUCAGUGCUCCUUCAGUUCCUCUCACUUUACAGCUUGUGUUUUUUUUUUUUUUUUUUCUAAAGAGAGAAAAUAUGGAUUUGCUGAGAAGAUGUUUUGUUUCUUUUGUUGGAAACCCCGCCUGCCAACAACAACAACAACAAAAAAACAAAACCUGUUUGUGAAUUGUGCUUAAAAUUAACUAAAAGUGACUCCAGUUUAAAGCUUUACUAAACUGCGAAAACCCUUGUACAUGUUUUUAGACAUCUAUUGUUUAAAAUAGAUGAAUUGUGUUGAACAGGGACGCCGUCCCUGGAACCUUUAAAGAAAGAAAGGGAAAAAAAAAAAGUUUGUUAUUGUAAAGAAGAACAAUUCCGAUUCGAGACGAUUUCGAUGCGAUUGUACAUAAAGAGACGCAAAUGUUCUAUAAAAAUAUGUGAAAGGAAGACUUAUAUGCUUAAAAUAGACUAUUGUAAUUAUAAGAUAUUUUUAUUAAAACCUUUUGUUCUUGUCGUUGCUGUAAAUAUUUGUGUUUCCACUUUUGGUGAAUGACCCCGUGGUAACGCUCUGCCGGCGGCGCCGCUCUUCUCCUGGGACUUGGUUGAAUAUGUAGCAUGUCCGGCUCGAAGCAGAGGCUCUUCAGUGUGCACUGGAGCAGGUCUGGAGCUCGACGCCAGCCCUUCGCCCCGCUCGGCGCGGCUUUCCCUCCAAAUGUUUUUGUACUCGCUAACCGGGCCGGCUCAGUCCGCCAAAACAGAGAAACACCAGAAAGACGGCGAGGAAAGGUGGACUGGCGAACAUCUGGAGAGGCAGCGCGCUCCUGACAGUGUUCAGAGAGAAACAUCCACCUAGAGAGAGUCACUGCGACGUGUGUGUGAGUGUGUGUGUGUGUGUGUGUGUGUGUGUGUGUGUGUGUGUGUGUGUGUGUGUGUGGUGUGUGGGAGCAGGCCGAGCCUCUCCAGAGUUAAUGAUCCACGCGGGGAAAUCGUUACACCUUGAAUUAGUAAUAUAUGUGAACAUUUACUCUUUUUGCACAUGUCUUUCAGUGAACAUGAUGUGAGCAGACUUUAACAAUGUCAAGAAAGAAAAGGGGGCAA
Messenger RNA from Salarias fasciatus (jewelled blenny), 1829 nucleotides. It is a transcript of the gene id4, whose product is annotated as inhibitor of DNA binding 4. Lineage: Eukaryota; Metazoa; Chordata; Actinopteri; Blenniiformes; Blenniidae. The coding region runs from base 60 to 518 and encodes 152 amino acids. Gene Ontology annotation, biological process: circadian regulation of gene expression; negative regulation of transcription by RNA polymerase II; cell differentiation. The record is from RefSeq and is a predicted model, not a curated record. The transcript is spliced from 3 exons. Gene Ontology annotation, molecular function: protein dimerization activity; transcription regulator activity. Gene Ontology annotation, cellular component: nucleus; cytoplasm.